This is a messenger RNA of Neoarius graeffei (lesser salmon catfish), 1989 nucleotides long. RefSeq names its product prostaglandin E receptor 4 (subtype EP4) c (gene ptger4c). The record is from RefSeq and is a predicted model, not a curated record. Lineage: Eukaryota; Metazoa; Chordata; Actinopteri; Siluriformes; Ariidae. Gene Ontology annotation, biological process: inflammatory response; cellular response to prostaglandin E stimulus; negative regulation of inflammatory response. Gene Ontology annotation, cellular component: plasma membrane. Gene Ontology annotation, molecular function: prostaglandin E receptor activity.
AUGUAUGCUGAUGAUACUGCCUUCAUUGCCCAUAGCUACAGUGAUGCCCAGGACAUAAUAUCUCAUUUUGCCAAAGCUGCCAAGGAGUUUGUGCUGAAGAUCAACAUCAAAAAGACUGAGCCUGUUGGGUUCAUUCCAGCAUUCAGGAGCCACGUGAUGAGCGUCUGCAAUCAUCCUGCACUCCACACCACAUCACACAACACACCACCCACUGCAGCCAUCAGCUUCCACAACAACGCAAUCUCAGCCAAACUCAUCUGCCUGAGACACAUGAGAGGACCCAGUCUCUCAACUGUCACUGCUUUAGAGCAUGUUUCUUCACCCAGGCUUGAGGGAACGUUCAUGUAUCCUGAACCUGAGUGUGUAGGAGGUGGAAUCUGCUGUGGUGUGGCGGUGGAGACGGAGAUGGGCUUGAGGUUUAUAUCCACCUGCAGCGCGAUUCAGUGCGCCGGGAACCCUGGGAACCCCGGACACGGUCAUGCGCGCGCGGAUCUCUUGUGCAGCUUUCGUGAGAAGAGUCUCAGCUUAAACAUGACCGACUCGGUGCUGAGCGCGCACGCGAACGCGUCGGCGGUGUUCCUGAGCCAUCCGACGGCGACCCCGACGCCGCGCGCUUUGCGCCUGGACUCCCGUUCGCUGGUCAUCUCAGCCACCAUGUUCGCAGUCGGGGUGCUCGGGAACCUGGUGGCCGUGGCGGUGCUGUGCGUGUCCAAGAGGGAGCAAAAGGAGACGACGUUCUACACGCUGGUGUGCGGCAUGGCGGUGACGGACCUCCUGGGGACGUGCUUCACCAGUCCUGUGGUGAUCGCGACGUACGUGGCGGAUCGGUGGCCCGGUGGCGCGCCGCUCUGCCACUUCUUCUCCUUCUCCAUGCUGUUCUUCGGCUCGGCCGGGAUGUCCAUCUUGUGCGCCAUGGCCGUGGAGCGCUACCUCGCCAUCAACCACGCGUUCUUCUACUCGCAGCACGUGGACCGGACGGUGGCGCGGCUCGCCCUGCUCGCGGUCUACGUGGUGAACGGGGUGCUGUGCUCGAUGCCCAGUUUCGGCUUCGGGCGUCACGCCAGGCACUUCCCGGGGACGUGGUGCUUCUUGGACUGGCGCGCCUUGGACGCGCGGGGAGCCGCGUACUCGUUCCUGUACGGCGGCUUCGUGCUGCUGCUGAUCGCCGUCACGGUGCUGUGUAACUGCGCCGUGUGCCGCUCUCUGGUCGGGAUGAGCAAGAAGACGCGCGUCGUCGCCGCAGCAGCCAGAACCGAGGCGCACGCGGCACAACCGGGAUCCAGACGCGCCUUCCGCAAACUGCCCGCCGUCGCCUCGGCGGCCGAGAUCCAGAUGUUCUGGCUUUUGAUUUUCAUGACCAUCGUGUUCCUGAUCUGCUCCAUCCCUCUGGUGGUUCGCAUCUUUGUCAAUCAGCUCUACGGCCCUUCGUAUAUCGCUGCAGGAGUGCAGCCAGAUUACCCCAGCGAUCUUCUUGCCAUCCGGUUUGCAUCCUUCAAUCCAAUCCUGGACCCGUGGGUGUACAUCCUGUGCAGGAAGAACUUGUUUAGCAAAUGCUGCAAGUGGAUCAAACGCACCAUGGACCUGAGCAGAGAAAGUCCUGCACGUAAAUCCGGCUGGGUCCUCGGCCAAAACUCGCCUCCGUCACUGGAGCACAGCAACGCCACCAGUUACGCCUCACUGCAUCCAACCUCGUGUAGAAAUGCCGUAGGAAAACUGAGCACCAUAAAUGCAAAAUCGUACGUCAACUUGAGCGUGCGGCAGGCCUGGGACUUGGACACAGCGGUGGACGACUUUCAUCCAUUCAGUGUCCAUCAGAGCCCGGUUCUGGGCUCGGAAAGCGAAACAGCAUCCGGAUGUGAAAUGACUGUAAAGAUGCCGGGUUGCAUCCAGGAAACGCCGGUGUCCUGCUCAAAAGUAUAUGAACAUAAAGCUGUGAUUGUCACGUGUACCUUCAGCACACCGAGUUCCUGUCUGUCCGAGGAGCGCUGA